Oncorhynchus mykiss (rainbow trout) is the source of this 4550-nucleotide messenger RNA. NCBI's taxonomy places the organism in Eukaryota, Metazoa, Chordata, Actinopteri, Salmoniformes, Salmonidae. The record is from RefSeq and is a predicted model, not a curated record.
GAGCAAGACAGUGAUGUGUGAAUGUCAUGCAAUGAUGUGAUUGUGAAUACAUCGCAUACAUGCCUGGACCAGUGACUUUUGAGCACAUGGGAAAGUUGUAAGCCUAUAUGGACACUAACGUGGAGUCCUGUCCUCGCCUACAAUUAUUAAACGCAAAGAAUGUUUCAGAGGGCAGUCUGGUCAGGGAUGAGAGAGCAUUAUUUCGGGGAGAUUGGAAAGUGAAAGUAAAAACCCGUGACAUCUGGGCCUGUAGAAGCAUGUUUUUUUAACAGGCUCUGCCCUCAUUCGGAGCUGCUGCUGGAGACGGAACAGAUUCGCAAUUAAUUUUUACUCAUUUUGAAGAGCUGGGGGCCAAAGAGGGCAAGAAAGAGAGGCUUCGGUUAUUUUCCUAAAUUCGCUUUGGUCGGAGACUGGGUUUUGUUCUGGGUGUUGCCACACUCAGAUAAUCUGUUGAAGACGACACAUCGUGCCAAUGUCACUGUCCGGAUUAACGCACGCGUUGUUUCCCAGACUUGUAAAUCAUUUGUGUGGGGCAUGUGUGCUUUUGAUCGGUGCUGCUGCGGGUUAUUCUGAAGAUACUGGAUUGUUGAAGUGACGGGUUUCGGUUGUUACAGGUGUGAUUGUGCAAGUUUGAAUAUUGAAAUCGAAUUUGUUACGCUUGGCGCAAAUAUUGGAACUGCUGCGUUUCAUAGGCUGCUGCGCUGCCCACUUUUGUUAUACAGUCAUACAUAUUGUUAUUAAAAGAUAAUAAAUAAGACUAACAGGUUAUUACGGAAUAUUAACGCUGAUGAUGGAAACCCGAAGGUGCUCCUUUGAUAUUGUAGGCUAUAUGGAUAUAUAAUAAAGACCCCUGGGAUCCAUCCAUCCAUUGGAUAGAGAAUGUAACAUUUGCCCUCAUUUUUAGAGGCGUGUUGCGUUAUUUAUUUUAUGAUGUGUGAUUCAUUUUCUUGAUAUCCAUUUUAUAAUUUCCAUCAUUUUUGGGGGAAAACUGAUCAUGGAAAUUCACAUGUGAAUGAAUAAUCACAUCAUUCACAUUCGGUGUACAUAGACCCAAAUUUGAACUUGAUGACGGUCUCUCUAGAUUGCAAAUUAAUUAUUAAUAGAUUGUAUCACUGAUAUAUUAAUCUUACUUAACAACGUUGUAUUUAUAAGUCUGUAAUAACCGUAUUAUAGUUAUAGAUACAUUAUUCAAAUUAUUAUUUAAUUGACAAAGAUGGCAUUUACAGACAUUUAUUGUAAUAAUUCCUGGUUAAGUGAGGGAAAGUCAUUACUAGAGUGGAGUUCUUUAUGCACUGGUUUUGGCAAUGCAGUACUUCAAACUCAGCUAAUGACCCAUGUCUCCUUUUGACAUAAAGUGGUUGGUGCCCUAGAUGUACACGUGUGUCUGCCAUUAAAUAUCAUCUUAAACUGUACAUUGCUUAUUUCCUGUCCGUUCAACCUCAAAAUCUCUGAGGAAGGCCUUGAGGCUGGUACAUAAAUCUCUGAGGAAGGCCUUGAGGCUGGUACAUAAAUCUCUGAGGAAGGCCUUGAGGCUGGUACAUAAAGCGUAAUAAAGAGCAGUGGUACUAGCAAGAGCAGUGUGGGGUUACUUCUUUUUUCUCUGUUCUUUCAACCUGACAAGGGUACUGUGUUUGUAGCUAUUCAGAAAAUAUCGAAUUAAUACCAAUGAAGAAAGUGAAUGUUGAAAUGUCUAAAAAUGCCUCUCUGUGUUGCAGUUACAGGCUAACACAGAGCGAAAAGGGCCUGGUGGUGCUCUGGAACAGUGUGGGCUCUGAGUCGGAGGCCUCCAGCGUGUUUAGACAGGGACCUCAGUUGGACUAUGUGCCGGCCAACAACCUGGCUCCUGGGUGGGCUAUUCGGUUUGAUGUGGGUAAUACCGGUUUUGAUGACACCCACAACAUUGGCCCAGUGCAAGUCGUUGAAGACAUUGGAAACAAAACUCACCGACAGAAGACGUAACUUUAAGCACAAUUUCCCCAUUAAUUACACCAUCAGAGUUCACUAUGAAGAGAUCUUCAAACUCUGCAACAUCAGCAGGCUGAGGGUGAGGGUGGUGGAUCUGGAGGAGGGGGACCUGCAGGAUGUGUGGCUGUUGGUCAACCAGGAGGUGUUGAAGAGAAUCUUGAGGGUCCUGCCAGAGAGACAUCCCUCCUACAAGUACACCUCUGAUCUGGAAGAUCUCUUCAGGAAGAUCCAGCAGGUGUUCCCACCACAGAGUGAUGAGAGAGAGCCCCCAGAGCGAAUAGAGGAGAUCUACAAUAGAGUGAAGGAGCCCAACUCAAAAGGGUGGAGGUUCGUGACCCCCAAAUCCCUGUUGGAUAACUGCUAUAGGACAAUGCACUGUCUCUUCAAAAACUGCUUUCCCAGUGAAGAUGGAGUGCAAGACUAUUGUAGCACUCUUCACUGGCGGAAGGGCAGAAAGAGACAACUACAGGAAACCUGAGGAGGACGUUAAUUUCCAAACAUUGCAAAUAUACACUGAGUGUAAAAAACAUUAAGUACACCUUCUUAAUAUUUAGUUGCACCCCAUCCAUUUUUGCUUGUUGACUCCAAUGCUUCCCACAUUUGUGUCAAGUUGGCUGGAUGUCCUUUGGGUGGUGAACCAUUCUUGAUACACACAAGAAACUGUUGAGCGUGAAAAACCCAGCAGCGUUGUAAUUCUUGACUCAAACCGGUGCACCUGGCACCUAUCACCAUACCCUGUUCAAAGGCACUUAAAUAUUUUGUCUUGUCCAUUCACACUCUGAAUGGCACACAUACACAAUCAAUGUCUCAAUUGUCUCAAGGCUUAAUCAUUCUUUAACCUGUCUCCCCCCCUUCAUUUACACUAAUUGAAGUGGGUUUAGCUAACACGUGACAUCGAUAAGGGAUCAUAUCUUUCACCUGGAUUCACCUGUUCAGUCUAUGUCAUGGAAAGAGCAGGUGUUCUUAAUGUUUUGUACACUCAGUGUAUGUCCAAUGUUGCAGUUGAGCUGUAUGUCAUACCCCUCCUGUGUGAAGUUCUGAUGUUGUUGCACCAACAAUAUGCCCUGAAAACUAUUACCAACGGUAUACAACCCAAACUUCAUCUGUUGCUAUGGAUGCCACAGUAAAUACAUUCCCUGUGGACUUUGCAGCUUUAUCCACACACUGUUAUUGUCACAGCUUGCCUACAGUUUUGUUUACUUAUCAUUCUUUGCCUCCUAUGUUGUAUAGUACUUUGAAAGAGAUAUUUUAUAGUUUUCAUAUGUGUACUUAUAAUAUAUUGUCUGCUGAUGUUUAUGUUCUGUGUUUUGACAGUUGUAUGGUAUAGCGCAGGUGGCUAUGCUCAAGCAGAGAGCUACAGAGUAUGGCAUUUCUAUACCUUUUUUUGCAAUCUGGGAACACUUGUUGGUGACAGGUAUUAGCAACUGUUGCCAAUAUAUUCAAAAAUAAUAACAGAACACAAUUAUAGCUACUUUCAGGACUGUUGUCGUUUUCUUUUGCUCAGUUUUAAAAAAAAGCAUGGCACUUGCUAUGUCAGGAUGGUGGGUUUGAUUCCCAGGACCACCCAUACUUAAAAUGUAUGCACACAUGACUGUAAGUCAAUGUAAGUCAAUGGCAUAUAGUGAACAAAAAUAUAAACGCAACAUUCAACAUGGAAUAACUGGGUCAUUUUCAGCUUCCAGGAAUUGUGUACAGAUCCUUGCGACAUGGGGCAGUGCAUUAUCAUGCUGAAACAUGAGAUGAUGGCGGCGGGUGAAUAGCACGACAAUGGGCCUCAGGGUCUCGUCACGGGAUCUCUGUGCAUUCAAAUUGCCAUAGAUAAAAUGCAAUUCUGUUCAUUGUCCAUAUUUUAUGCCUGCCCAUACCCUAAUCCCACUGCCACCAUGGGGCACUCUGUUCACAACUUUGACAUCAGCUAACCGCUCGCCCACACAACCCCAUACACGUGGUCUGCGGUUGUGAGGCCAGUUGGACAUACUGCCAAAUUCUCUAAAAUUACGUUGGAGGUGGCUUAUGGUAGAGAAAUUAACAUUAAAUUCUCUGGCCACAGCUCUGGUGCACAUUCCUGCAGUCAGUAUGUCAAUUGCACACUCACCUUUUUUUGUCCCCACCACAAGGUGCACCUGUGUAAUGACCAUGCUGUUUAAUCGGCUUCUUGAUAUGCCACACCUGUCAGGUGGAUGGACUUUCAGGGAAAAGGAGAAAUGCUCACUAACAGGGAUGUAAACACAUUUGUGCACAAAAUCUGAGAGAAAUAAGCUUUUUGUGCGUAUGGAAAAUGUAUGGGAUCUUUUAAUUCAGCUCGUGAAACAUGGGACCAACACUUUACACUUUGACAUUUUAAGCAAUUAUGAUAUUUCUUUGUUCUAUGUUUUUAAAAUUGAUUUAAGAUAUUUUGCUGACUUGCAGGCUUUGUCAGUGAAUUCCAACAAUGUCCAGCCACUCAUGGUUUUGUUACUGUUUAUUGAUGCUGAAAUAAAGCUAUUUGUGCAAUCUAUUCACAGGUUCAACAUGUUGAGAGUUGGGACAUGCUGCAUUUCUUGUAUGGUUACAUUAAAAUAAAGAGUUUUUAUAUACACAAGACA